AUGCGCCUAUCAAAGAGACGCGUGUUAAAACGACACUCGUCUAAACAGGGUGCUGCUGAAAGCUGCGCCGAACGCAUAAAACCGUAUCUACUACUGUUCAAAGUAUGCGGAUUGUUUGCCAAUGAUGUCACGGGAGGUACAGUGAAACAUUGCCCCUGGCCCACUUACGAAGAUUUUGAUCUCGUAACAAUAGUACGAUUCUCGAAACAUAUUACCGGAUAUAUAAGCAUGAGUACUGUGACUAUUACUGCUUAUUCUUCGCAAAAUGACUUCAUUAAGUGUCUACUUUCUCCACAGAUUUUCGACCGAUUGGACGCUUACGACUAUAAAGCGGCACGAAUAAAGAACAAAAGAACGGAUAGCGCAUGGAUAAUUUGGAUCGUUACACUUUUGAUAACCUUCGUUAUUCUGUUACUUAUAUACGCGACAUAUAUAGAGAUAGUAAAAUUUCCGAGCGACUACGUCUUCUUCCUAUCAAAUACUUACGCAAUAAUCUUACAUAUGUAUUUUUUUCUGGAACAGUUUAUCUUGUUGUACAAGGUGUUGGAACGCUUCAAACAUCUGAACAAGAAUAUCGCGGCGAAUGUGUCGUGGGACGAAAAGCGACGUGAAUCAAACACAAUAGAUAUAUCGGAUGUAAAAAUUAUGCAUUUGAUGCUUUAUGACGCUCACGUAGCUUUCAAUAAUAUUUACAGAAAUUCUCAAUUAUCUUGCAUAGCAUAUCUCAUGAUGUGCAUUGUUGCGAACAUUAGUUUCUUUCGGGAGGAAAGCCUAUUGAUAGCCAGCACUAAUGUCGGUCCUCCGUUGAUGCUCUUGCUACUUAUAUGCAUAAUUUGUCAUCAAACAGCCGAAGAGGCAAACAACAUCGCGUGUGUCUUGAACAAAGGUAUGACCGUGUUUGUUAAUCCGGGAAAAACAAUGGCUAAAAUUAGUACGUUGACGUAUUUCUUACAUUAUCGCGUGUCUUUCGAUGCGGCAGGAUUUUUCAUAAUUGAUUUGCCCUUUUUUCAAUCCAUUGUUGCGGCAAUAACUACUUAUUUCAUAAUACUGGUGUGAUCUUUUGGCCAAAAUAUUUAUUGCAUAUAUAUCUGCAUAUUCCAGUAAAACAAAUGUAAAUUUAAUAACAAAAGUCAUUGUAAAGCGCCACAUACGACAACUAUGCAAAAGUGUAUACCAGGUUUAACGAUCGUCUAAAUUUAUUAACCGACAAGAUGAUGGUAUCUUGUGACACAGAUUCCAAACAAGCUUAAU
Vollenhovia emeryi is the source of this 1251-nucleotide messenger RNA. Its product is annotated as putative gustatory receptor 2a. The coding region runs from base 1 to 1056 and encodes 351 amino acids. Gene Ontology annotation, cellular component: neuronal cell body; dendrite; axon. The record is from RefSeq and is a predicted model, not a curated record. The transcript has 6 exons. Lineage: Eukaryota; Metazoa; Arthropoda; Insecta; Hymenoptera; Formicidae. Gene Ontology annotation, biological process: sensory perception of taste.